Daktulosphaira vitifoliae (grape phylloxera) is the source of this 589-nucleotide messenger RNA. RefSeq lists its product as uncharacterized. The coding region runs from base 92 to 589 and encodes 165 amino acids. The transcript has a single exon. The record is from RefSeq and is a predicted model, not a curated record. NCBI's taxonomy places the organism in Eukaryota, Metazoa, Arthropoda, Insecta, Hemiptera, Phylloxeridae.
AUUGACAACAGUUAUGUUUCAAAACUUCCAGGGUUAACAAGAGAAAGCUUGAAUACUCUCUUGAACCUUGGUUACACGCUCGCAAAACAUUAUGGAAGACAUUCUGAACAUACACGAAAAACCGUACUUCGAAGAAAGUAUAACAAAAUUUGAGUAUCAUUCGUAUCAACCAUUUUCUAGUAAUGCGCUGUCGAAUAACGAUGAAAUACGGAUUGCGAUACAACAUCAAGAUUUGUAUACUCUUCCCAGUGAAUCGCUGCUAUACAUCGAAGGCGAAAUAGAGAAAAGUAUGGAAAUAGGUGAGAGUGUGUCAUUUGUAAAAUUAAUUAACAACGGUAUUAUGUUUCUGUUUGAUGAAAUUCGUUACGAAUUAAACUCGGUUGAACUUGAUAAAGUAAGAAACCCUGGUAUAACAACAUGUAUGAAAGGUUAUGCCUCUUUUCAAACGGCAAACCUUUACCGAUAUCAAAACGCUGGAUGGAAUGAAAGUGGUGACAGUAAGUCGAAAUUUGAAGUUUGUAUACCUCUCAAAUUAAUCAUUGGGUUUGCGGAAGAUCAUCGUAAAAUUAUAAUCAAUUCUCGGNUUUGA